AUGUCACCCCCAGGGGACUUCGAGACGCCCUCGGGGGUCCCGUUCGUGGUGGUCGAGGUGCCGUACGCGGGGGGGGAGGUGGCGCUGCUGCUGCUGUCACCUGAGAGGCGACACGUCCCCAUCGCCGCCCUGCGGCCGCUGCUGGACGCGCGCAGUGUCACCCACUGGGUGACAAACCUGAGCCCCGCCCCCCGCGUGCUCGUGGUGCCACGCUUCUCCCUGGAGACCUCCUGGGAUCUCCGGGAUCCCCUCAAAUCCUUGGGGAUCCUCGACCUCUUCGAUCCCGAAACCGCCGACUUCUCCCCGGUCUCAGGUGAGGAGCACCUGGUGCUGGGCCAGGUCCUGCAAAAAGUUCGGGUGGAGGUGACGGAAAACGGCACCGAGGCGGCCUCGGCUUCAGCUGCCGUGGUUUAUUCCCGUAUGGCCCCCCUGGAAAUUGUCUUGGAUCAUCCCUUCCUCUUCCUCAUCCGGCACCACCCCACAGGAACCAUCCUGUUUGUGGGGCAGACCCUCCCCCCCCCCCCCCCCGGGAAUCUUCGGGACCCCCCCAGGACCCCCCGGCACCUGCGGACAGGUGUGUCCCCUCUCCAGGUGUCCCCCCACCCCCGUCGCUCCCGCACGUGGCCCCGCCCGGGGGGGAUGGGAUGUGAUGUGUCCCCCCACGGUGACCAUGGUGACAUCGCUGGACACCUCCGGCCACCCCCGGGCCUGAGUGACCGCUGGCACAGCCUGGACAUGCGCGACAUCCCCAGCGACGGUGGCACCUCCCGCAGUGACAUUUCCCGCGGUGGUGGCACUUUGCACGGUGGCGGCUCCUCCCACGGUGACAACUCCUCCCACAGGGACAUUUCCCACGGGGGUGGGACCUCCCGUGGCGUCGUCACCCACGGUGACACCUCCUCUCAUGGUGACUCUUCCUCUGGUGGCUUCUGCCGUGGUGACCCCUCCCAAAAUGGCGACAACUCCCGUGGUGACAUCUCCAAUGGUGACAUCUCCAACGGCGGUGACAUCUCGUGUGGUGACAUUUCCCAUGGUGGCAUCUCCAAUGGUGACAUCUCCAACGGCGGUGGCAUCUCCAGUGGUGGUGGCAUCACCAAAAGUGACACAUGCCAUGGUGGCAUCUCCCAGGGUGACAUCAGCCACAAUGACAUUUUCCACGGUGGUGGCACCUCUCAUGUUGUGACUGCCCAUGGUGGCACUUCCCACGGUGACAUCUCCAGCAGUGACAUUGGCCACAAUGACAUUUCUUAUGGCAGCGUCACAGCCCGCAGUGACAUCUCCAGUGGUGUCACCUCCCGUGGCGAUGGCAUCUCCCACGGUGGCACCUCCAAUGGUGACAUCUCCAACAGGGACAGCUCCAAAAGUGACAUUUCCCAUGAGGGCAACAUCUAUGGUGGCAUCGCCCAAGUUGUCAUCUCCUGCAGUGACAUCUCCCAUGGUGGCACCUACAACAGGGACAUCUCUCAUGGCAGUGACACCUCCCACGGUGACACCUCCAAAAGUGACUUCUCCAACAGUGACAUUUCCACCAGUGACAUCUCCAACAGUGAUACCUCCCAUGAUGGUGGCACCUCUCGCAGUGUCACCUCCCACGGUGUCACCUCCCAUGAUGGUGGCGCCUCCCACGGCGUCACCUCCCACGGUGCCACCUCCCCCGGCAGUGCCACCCCGUCUCCCCCGCUGCUGCUGCUGCUGCUGUCCCACCACCCGCGGUGGCCUGUCCCGCUGUCCCCUGUCCCCCUGCUGCUCCUGCUGCUCUUUGUCCCCUGUCCCCAACCCUCUCUGGCCGCCACCUUCAAGGUGGGCGUGCUGGGUCCCUGGGGCUGCGACUCGGUGCUGGCGCGGGCGCUGCCGGACGUGGCCUCGCGCCUGGCGGUGGCGCGGCUCAACCGCGACGCGGAGCUGACGGCCGGCUACUGGUGGGACGCGGUGGUGCUGUCCGAGGCCUGCGGCACGCCCCAGGCCGUGGCCGGACUGGUCAGCGCCGAGCGUUACGCCAGCGCCAUCGUGGGUCCCCUCAACCCCGCGGCCUGCGGAGCCGCCGGGCUCUUGGCCGCGGCCUGGAACAAGCCCUUGGUGUCGUGGGCGUGCGCCGGGGCCGGAGCGGUCACUCUGGUGAACCCGCUGCCCGCUCCGGCCGGCGUCCUGCACGCCGUGCUGCGUUAUUUCCGCUGGGCGCACGUGGCCGUGGUGGCCGCGCCGCAGGACCUGUGGGUGGACACCGGGCAGGAGCUGGCGAGGGAGCUGAGGGCCAGGGGGCUGCCGGUCACCGUGGUGGCCACGGCCGGAGAGGACGAGGACGAGGCGGAGAAGGCGCUGAGGAGGGUGCAGAGAGCGGACGGGGUGCGAGUGGUGGUGAUGUGCAUGCACUCCGUGCUCCUGGGCGGCCGGGAGCAGAGGGUUCUCCUGGAGAAGGCCGAGGACCUGGGGAUGACGGACGGGACCUUCGUGUUCAUCCCGUACGACGCGCUGACCUUCGCGCUGCCCUACCGCCGCGUGCCCUACCCGGUGCUGGCCAACAACACCAAGCUGCGCCUGGCCUACGACGCCGUGCUGACCGUCACCAUCGACUCGCCCGACGCCUCCUUCCACGACGCCCUCGAGGAGGCCAAGAAGGCGUACGAGGUCCCCGCCAACCUCGACCCCGCGGAGGUCCACCCGCUCUUCUCCACCAUCUACAACUCCAUCUACUUCCUGGCCACGGCGGUGGAGGCCGCGCGCCGCAGCGGCCGCUGGGUGAUGGGCACCAGCGUGGCCGACCACGCCCGCGACUUCCGGCUCGAGGGCUUCUGCCAGACCUUCACCGUGGACGAGGACGGCGACGUCUCGGUGCCCUACGUGGUGCUGGACACGGACGGCAAAGGCCACCACCUGUGGGCGGUGUACGGGCUGGAGCCGGGCACGCGCGGCCUCAGCUACCGCAGCCACAGCCCCCACUGGCCCCACAGCGCCAGCCCGGCCACCGACGCCGGCUGCUGGUUCGACUCCGGAGCCAUCUGCAACGGCGGGAUGGAUGCCGGGUUUGUCUUCCUCAUGUUCCUCCUCAUCGCUGCCCUCAUCGCGGCCGGCGCCGCCCUCGCCUGCCACAUCAGGCGCCGCAUUCAGCAGGCGCAGCUCAUGAAGGGCCCCAACAAAAUCAUCCUGACCAUGGAGGACCUGACCUUCAUCAACACCCACAGCAGCAAACAGGUGGACAGCAGCCACGCCAGCCUGACCGGCCAGAGCGGGGGUGACACCAAGAGUGUCCGCAGCGCCACCCCCGGCCCGGACACCACCAACGUGGGCGUGGCCGAGGUGAGACCCUCCCCCCCCCCCGGCAGCAGCAACCUCCCCCUGCUCCUGCUCUUGUUUAACCAGCAGGGCCUUGUCGCCUCCGUGCAGGGUGACUGGGUGUGGCUGAAGAAGAUCCCGGGUGACCAGCACACGGAGGUGAAACCGGCCACCAAGCUGGCCUUCUGCAAGCUGCGGGACCUGCGCCACGAGAACGUGAACCUGCUCCUGGGCUUCUUCCACGACUGCGGCAUCUUCGCCAUCGUGUCGGAGCACUGCUCGCGCGGGAGCCUCGAGGACCUGCUGCGCAACGAGGACAUGAAGCUCGACUGGAUGUUCAAAUCCUCCCUGCUCAUCGACCUCAUCAAGGGCGUGCGGUACCUGCACCACCGCGACGUCGUCCACGGGCGCCUCAAGUCCCGGAACUGCGUGGUGGACGGGCGCUUCGUGCUCAAGGUCACCGACCACGGCUACAACCAACUGCUGGAGGCCCAGCGGGUGCCGGCCCUGCCCCCGCAGCCGCACGAGCGGCUGUGGACGGCGCCGGAGCUGCUGCGGGACGAGGCCCUGGAGCGGCGCGGGUCCUUCCGGGGGGACGUGUACAGCAUCGGGAUCAUCAUGCAGGAGGUGAUCUGCAGGAGCCCCCCGUACUGCAUGCUGGGGCUGCCCCCCGAAGAGAUCAUCGAGAAGGUUCAGCGCCCUCCCCCCCUGUGCCGCCCCGCGGUCUCGGCCGACCAGGCCCCGCUCGAGUGCAUCCACCUGAUGAAGGAGUGCUGGAGUGAGCAACCCGAGAAGAGACCGACCAUCGACCAGGUGUUUGACCAGUUCAAGGGCAUCAACAAGGGCCGCAAGACCAACAUCAUCGACUCGAUGCUGCGCAUGCUGGAGCAGUACAGCAGCAACCUGGAGGACCUGAUCCGCGAGAGGACCGAGGAGCUGGAGAUCGAGAAGCAGAAAACCGACAAACUCCUGACCCAGAUGCUGCCGCCGUCAGUGGCCGAGGCUCUGAAGAUGGGGACGCCGGUGGAGCCCGAGUACUUUGAGGAGGUGACGCUCUACUUCAGUGACAUCGUGGGCUUCACCACCAUCUCGGCCAUGAGCGAGCCCAUCGAGGUGGUCGACCUCCUCAACGACCUCUACACCCUCUUCGACGCCAUCAUCGGCUCCCACGACGUCUACAAGGUGGAGACCAUCGGCGAUGCCUACAUGGUGGCCUCGGGGUUGCCCAAGCGCAACGGCAACCGGCACGCCGGCGAGAUCGCCAACAUGUCCCUGGACAUCCUGAGCUCCGUGGGCACCUUCAAGAUGCGCCACAUGCCCGAGGUGCCCGUGCGCAUCCGCAUCGGGCUGCACUCAGGUCCGUGCGUGGCCGGCGUGGUGGGGCUGACCAUGCCGCGGUACUGCCUGUUCGGGGACACCGUCAACACCGCGUCACGCAUGGAGUCCACCGGGCUGCCCUAUCGCAUCCACGUGAACCAGCGCACCGUCGCCAUCCUGCUCUCGCUGCAGGAAGGGUUCAAGGUCGACAUCCGCGGCAAGACCGAGCUCAAGGGGAAGGGAGUGGAGGACACCUAUUGGCUCGUGGGGCGCGAGGGCUUCACCAAACCCAUCCCCACCCCCCCUGACCUCCUGCCGGGUGCGAGCAACCACGGGAUCAGCCUGGACGAGAUCCCGGCCGAGCGCCGGCGGAAGCUGGAGAAGGCGCGGCCGGGCCAGGUGCUGAAAUAG
Molecule: messenger RNA, 4998 nt
Organism: Cinclus cinclus
Lineage: Eukaryota; Metazoa; Chordata; Aves; Passeriformes; Cinclidae
Gene: GUCY2D
Product: guanylate cyclase 2D, retinal
Exons: 27
Coding region: 1-4998 (1665 amino acids)
Biological process (GO): receptor guanylyl cyclase signaling pathway; cGMP biosynthetic process; intracellular signal transduction
Molecular function (GO): peptide receptor activity; protein kinase activity; ATP binding
Source: RefSeq, a predicted model, not a curated record